Molecule: messenger RNA, 3838 nt
Organism: Astyanax mexicanus (Mexican tetra)
Lineage: Eukaryota; Metazoa; Chordata; Actinopteri; Characiformes; Acestrorhamphidae
Gene: plp1a
Product: proteolipid protein 1a
Exons: 7
Coding region: 80-817 (245 amino acids)
Biological process (GO): central nervous system myelination; axon development
Cellular component (GO): plasma membrane; myelin sheath
Molecular function (GO): structural constituent of myelin sheath
Source: RefSeq, a predicted model, not a curated record
GAGUUCAGUCUCAGAGCAGAGCUGAGAUUAAUAAAGCGCGCAGACUCAGCUGAACUAAACCAGACCACCUGCUGCAGUAAUGGGUUGUUAUGAGUGUUGUAUGCGGUGUCUGGGGGGCGUGCCGUACGUGUCGGUGGUGGCGACGCUCCUCUGUUUCUCUGGAGUCGCUCUGUUCUGUGGAUGUGGACACCAGGCUCUAACUGAGACCGAGAGACUCAUAGAGAACUACUUCACUCGCAACUCACAGGAUUACAUCACCCUCGCCUACCUUAUCGAGUAUUUCCAGUACAUCAUCUACGGCCUGGCCACCUUCUUCUUCCUGUACUGCAUCGCUCUGCUGGCUGAGGGCUUUUACACCACCAGUGCGGCGCGGCAGACGUUCGGGGAGUUCAGGAGCACAGUGUGCGGCCGCUGCCUCAGCACAUCCUUCAUUGUGAUCACGUAUUUCCUGGCCGUGGUCUGGCUCCUGGUGUUCGCCCUGUCAGCGCUUCCCGUCUUCUUCUUCUACAACAUGUCCAGCACCUGCCGCACCGUGGACGUCCUCUCCGAGACGCCCUCCAGCAUCAACCAGCUGUGUGUGGACGCCCGGCAGUACGGUUUGCUUCCCUGGAACGCCAUGCCGGGAAAAGCGUGUGGGAUGACCCUGUCUAACGUCUGCAAAACAAGGGAGUUUUUCCUGACCUAUGAUCUCUACAUCGCCGCCUUCGCCGGAGCCGGGAUCACGCUGCUGGCCCUGCUGACGUAUGUGGUCUCCACUACCUAUAAUUUUGCGGUGUUGAGGUAUCUGGGGAGGAAGGGUUUGGCUCCGCGGUGUUAAAACCUCCCCUCCUUAAAUCCAUGCUGUCCAGUCUGUUUCCACACGAGACACUUGAAGAAAUCUGAUCUCCUGCCUGUUCAGCAGCACUCUCUCAUCUUCAUCAUCAUCUUCAUCAUCAUCUUCAUCUUCAUCAUCAUCAUCUCCUCCUCCUCCUCCUCCUUCAGCCUGAGGAGCAAUCUCUCCUUCAUACUCUCUGCUCUCAGGCUGCAGUUCAGCUUUUUGCCCAGCAGGUGGUGCUGUAGUUCUGAAGCCUGCGGGGCGAGUGGGGAACAAUUUAACACAUUUAGUUUUUCUGCUAAAUAUAUAUAAUUUUAACUAUCUGAGCAAAAUGUAUUUGAUUAUUUUACAUUAAAACUACCUGCAGAUCUUGAGUACAGAUUUUUAUACUAGAAAUAAUUCUGCUGAAAGUCCUAUAGGGUUAAUUUUACAUUUCUAAUUACAAGUCUGAAUGAUAGUAAAUAAAAAAAAAGUCUAAUUGAUGCAAAAUCCAAUUUUGUUUAAUAAAAAAAAUGUUUUCUGAUCAACAAAAAAAAUCUAUUUCAAAAAAUGAGAAAUUUUAGUUUUAACAUGUAUUAAAAAAAAUUUAAAGAUUAUUAAAAACAGUCUGCAUCAAAUAGCAAACAGUACAGUUUUCUCAUCAUUCUUUUGAUGAGGUUUAACUGUAAAAACGCUGCAUUAAAACUAAGCCCACAGUCUGGAGGCUGUAUUUAGAUUUAGAGUAUUUAUAUCAGAACAGGUUAUGUUAUGUUAGAGCCACCUAGAGGGAAAUUAAAGUAUAAUAAUGUGAAUUCUGCAUUUGCAUAACUUUGCGAUGGGAAACAAAAACAAUCUUUAAGGUGAAUCUCUAGACAUAUCUGUCCUGUUGCUGUUAAAAUAUAAAAAAAUGACCAAAAGCUUGAUUUAUUUCAGUUUUUAUUAAUAUAGGAACAUAUAAAACAUGGACGUUACAGUUUACAGUGUUAGGUUGGGCCUCACUGUCCCCUAUAAUCAAAUAAAUCCACAUUUUCUGUGUGAUUUUUGUGCCUUUUCUGUCUCCCCUGCUGGACAAAAACUGUUGUAACAUUUGAGAUUUUGCAUUUUUUGUCUUUUUUUAAUGUAAAUCUUUUAUUUUAAUUAUCAAGGCGCUGCUGUUUACACUUGUUUAUUUUAUUUUUUUAUGUUUGGCUUGCGACUCCAAAUGGCAUUCUUGUGUCUUGUUGUUUUAAACCUAGUGCCUGCAUCCCGUCUAAGUGCAGGAUGAUGAUGAUCUUGCUAUUAUUAUUAUUAUACAGUUUUUUACUUAAAUCAUCCAACAUGGGUGUUAAUAUGUAGCAUAUUUGCAUAUUAGCAUAGUUUAUUAGUUUAUGUGUAAACGAAUGGUAGGAAUUUAUUUUUAUUUGGAUUUUUUAUUUUAUUAGUAUUUUUAUUCUUUGCACGGGUCGGCGCCAAAAACAGCUCUCUCCAGUUGCUGAUGACUGGUUACUAUGGUGACAGUCUCCCACAUCUGGUUGCCAUGGUGCCAGACACAGCAAAAUGUGCGCCUAGUUACCGUGACCUCGGCACUUUCUUUCUGGUCACUGUCUUCAGAUCAGUAGUAGAUCACUAAUGUUCACAAAACAGGUAAAAAAAAAGCCCAAAUAUGAAUUAUUACAUCAAACCUGAUACAGGUGUGUCUGUUGUUGAGAAGCGUGAACAACAAAAACACACUGAAUCUGAUAUUCAGAUUCAGAUUCAGGAUGUGAUUUGUGGUUUCUGGCUUCCCAGACUAUCAAAAAUAUAUCUGGAUACGAGGGGUGGGCGAUAUGGCCCUAAAAUAACAUCAUGAUAUUUCAUUUUUUUGAUUUUGUGAUAACGAUACUCUUGGCGAUAUGACAAAACACUGAAAUUAAAUUUAAAUGUGAUAAGGAUGUGAUAAUUAGGGGUGGUUGAUAUGGCACCAUAUUUCAGGGUAUAAUAUCAUUAUAGUUCACCAUAUUCAUCAUCAUCAUCAUCAUCAUUUUUAUUCACACAUAUAUGUUUAAAACAAUUCAAAAAUGUUAGUGAUAUUAUUGUGUAUGAUACGAUAUGACUGGCAGCCAGAGUGGCCCAAAUUAUAUUUUUAGUAUAUCUAGAUUGUAUCCAGAUUAAUUUUAAAAGUGUAAAAAGCCAGAAAUCAUGAAUAAGACAUUUGGAGGUGGUUUGACAUGUGAUUAGGGUCUGAUUUGUACUGAUGUGUCUCUGUCUGAACGCUUAAUUCAGAUGCGUUUUAAUACGUCAACAAACAACCUAAAGCUACGUUCACAUUACUCUAAACCACGUUGCUCAAAUCGGCUAUUUUGACGCUUCACAAAAAUGUCUGAUAUUUUCUAUUUUAGCGCCAAUCCCAUUAAAUACAUUAUAUUUGACCCCUGUGGAAACACACUUAAAAACACUAAACUGCAUUUUUCCAGGAUGUUUUUCUUGUUUCUGACCAGAAACACUUAAACAGAGAUUGUGUCGUCCUAAAUAUGAGAUUCUGAGGUGGAAUUAAAGGCAGGACAUGUCUGAGACGCUGAGAGGAUGAAGGCCUUAUAUUAUACUGUAAUUUUGUACAGUUUAGACUUCAGGACCUAGAAUUGAAACAGGCUUGAAUUUCUUUUUGUUUUUAUUAGUUUUUCUUUAAUAUUUCAGAAUGCACUGACCUGUAUAUUAGUGUGUUUAUGUUAAUACUGAGAGCUGAUUGGAGGGACGGAUGCUUCUGUAUUUCCCCUGUAACUGUAUCAGGAGAGAAUGAGUAGUUAUUGUAUAACACUGUUCUUUUAUAUUAUUAUUAUUAUUAUAACUAUUAUUAUUUAGCUAGAUCCUAAUUACUAAUCCUAAUGAGAUGUAAAUUACACUUUUCAUUUCUUUUUAUCUGGUAUUAACAAUAUUUGUUAGUUUUUUUCUUAGUGUUUCAGUGUGUAAAUUAUAUUAUGUUUUCCUGUUUAUAACCUGUUGUCCGGCUUUGGUUUUGCUAUGUUCUGUUCAGAGAGUUUGAGUUUGGAGGACUUUGGUAAUAAAGUGAAAUAAAUGCCGUUCAGUGUU